AUGGACACUUCAGGUGACCAACCAAGCACCAUGACCACAACAUACAAUACAGUUGAAUGGUAUCGACCAACCCUAGAACAGCUCCCUGCACCAACUGUGGAACUAUUCCUACAAUACACAGGCCUGAAAUUCGAAGACGAAGUCAAAGACCACAUAUACAAAAUCCGCGACAAAGCAUGGCAGAUCCAUCCAUACCCCUGCAUCGGACUAUUCCGCUUCUUAAACUUCAGCAUAACCCUCUCCCCUAUCUACGCGCAGGUAGUAAACCGCGUACGCGAGGGACAGACCCUGCUAGAUCUAGGCUGCUGUUUUGGGCAAGAUCUACGCAAGAUAGCAUUUGACGCGGGGCUAUCUUCGGCGACGAACCUGAUCGGGGCUGAUAUCGAGGGUGAUUUUAUUCAAUUGGGGUACGAACUGUUCCGAGAUGAAGAUUCCUUUGGGGCAAAAUUUGUCACUGGGAGCAUCUUCGACGAGGACUUCUUGGCUGAUCGGCGUGGGUCUGUUGAUAUAAUUUACUUGGGAAACUUUUUGCAUUUGUUUGGCUUUGAGGAGCAGCGGGUUAUUGUUUCUCGGCUUAGGGAACUUCUUGCUCCUAGGGCUGGUUCUGUGAUUUUUGGACGCAAUAUUAGUGCGGAGCAGGGAGGGCCGUUUUUCAUGGAGAGUCUUGGAUGGAAUAUGUAUCGGCAUAGUGAUCAGACGAUCCAAGAUCUUUGGAGCACGGCGGAUAUUGGGUUAUGGGAGGUGCAUAGUCGAUUGUCGGGGUAUGAAACUGCGGCGACUUUGGGUGAGAGACCUGGGGAUUGGCAGGGUGAUGGUACUAAACAGAUGUCAUUCUGGAUUGUUAGGACUGAUGGUUGA
Penicillium samsonianum is the source of this 858-nucleotide messenger RNA. RefSeq names its product class I SAM-dependent methyltransferase. The record is from RefSeq and is a predicted model, not a curated record. Lineage: Eukaryota; Fungi; Ascomycota; Eurotiomycetes; Eurotiales; Aspergillaceae. Bases 1 to 858 code for a protein of 285 amino acids. The transcript has 2 exons.